This is a messenger RNA of Pisolithus orientalis, 2093 nucleotides long. RefSeq lists its product as uncharacterized. Lineage: Eukaryota; Fungi; Basidiomycota; Agaricomycetes; Boletales; Pisolithaceae. The coding region runs from base 256 to 1848 and encodes 530 amino acids. The record is from RefSeq and is a predicted model, not a curated record. The transcript has 2 exons.
CAUCCGCACCUUUCGGUUUAGGUUCUCUGAAAUUCUUGCCUUCUCAGGUGUUCCAUUGGGAGCAAGCAUGGAAAUCACGUCCCACCUGUCGUUCUACAGAUGUGCAACUUAAUACCUGCGUGAUCGGCUGGCCAGUGGCAACGUGUCCCGUGUUGAGCGGGUAGCGGCACACAGAGAUAUAAGAUGCUGUGAAACUGUAUAAACUGUCCAGGUAGUUUUUCUGCCUUCCGCCGGCCUCCGUCAGUUUCGGACAACAUGCUCCUCGCCUCUUCUGUGCCCAAAGCCAGCUGUCGCGACGAUAUCAGCCUGAAGAAGCAUUCACAUAAGGCCCAACAGAGGUACAUGGAUCCUGAUACUGGACAAUGCACAGAGCUUGUCAUACAAGCUGUGAAACCAGCCUCUGGAACAAACAUACAGCAGGUCAGGAUCACUGAUCAGACUGGGAGGAUCCCCAAGCUUGUUGUCUCGCUCUUCCGCCCGAAGGAUAACAAGCGGAUAGACGUGAUGGUUUUCGUACUGCUUUGGCCGUUUAGAUUCCUCAUCUGCUCCAUUCAUUUGCUCUUCUGGCCGCUCGAUGGUCUACCAAAGGGAGGUAUGGGAGGAGGCAUCGGUGUAACAGAAUAUCCGCCUUAUCUCAUGUAUUAUUGGAGCCAGUUAUGGGCAGCGCGAUCUCAGAAGGAGCACUCUGCCUUCGAGAAGGCUGAGGAGCAUCCCAAGCAAGUGCCUCCCAAAGCUGCUUCAAAUUGUAUCACCCACCUUUUACGUCGUCGCAAGCUCGAAGAUGGCCUCCCCUCGACACCCCCUGUCAUCACUUCUCCUCCGGAGAGCACGGCUCACGGCUUUUACCCUCGUCGACUCGUCAUUGUUCGCGAUGAUGGUCGCUGGGAGGUCUGCGAUGAUCAUGACAAGAUAGCUCGCCAUCGUUAUUUCGCUGUCACCUAUUGCCAGAGCGACAUAUUGGAGCACGGGAAAGAAGAGGAUUUUAUCGCAUCGAUCCAUUCGGUCGCCUCGCAGUGCAAAAUGAAAGCGUAUUGGCUGGAUCUCGAGUGCAUGGGUGACACGGAGGAGGAGAAGCAUCUGGACGUCUAUCAGAUGGCAGACAUUUACCGCGGUGCCGAAUUCACCGCCGUUGCCCUUCCCGAAUCCACCAACGCUCAGAGCGGGGAACCCUGGCGUAACUGGAGUAACCGCGUGUGGACACUACCGGAAAUCUUGUUGAGUAAGGAGUUGCGAUAUAUGGUCGGACCGGAGGGUGAAGUGACGACGGUCACUCUCCGUGAACUCGCUAAUCUUGCCUACGGGCCUGACAGCAAGGAAGCUGCGGUUGUCAACGCUUGCGCUAGCAUGGACCGCCUGUAUCGGUUGGAACAUCUGACCUUCCUGAAGGCCGUGAUUUGGCGUCGAGGCACCUCCUCGCAAGACCCGGAGAAGCCUCCGCCGAGAGCGCAAUCUCGGGCGUCGAAAGGAAUAGACAACCUUUCCUAUGAAGCCGAGAAGGUGUACGCUCUGAUGGCCUUCUUUGAACAUCGAAUCAUGCCUUUCCCUCCUGAAAGCGAUCUACAUGUGCUAGCCCGGCGUUCGAUGAUUAACGAUGAGUACCGUAUAGCAGAACGAAUGCUAUCCAUGUUCCCCCAAGAUAUCCCAUCGACAUCUUGUUGGUAUGCUGACGGUGAUCAGUACAAAGCGCAGUUCUGGGACAUCGAACCAGAGGUUCAGGUUGCUGGAGUAACAGACAGGGAGCCCUGGUUCUCGAUGGCUGCCGGGCUGCAUCCAUCAGAUGGAAGGAUUUUCCAGAGGUCGGUGUUCAGACGACAGGGUGUGGCUCCCGUCAACUGGUCGCCAAAAUAGCUGUAUUCGGUAUUCCAAGCUUGUACGCCUUCGCCGUGCAGUGGAUUCCGUGGCUGUGGAGUAAACUCUCCCGAGAGUCAGGUGAUGUAAGCGUGGACGCUUCGGAAUCGUGCAGUGGGAGCUCGUGCAUGUUCAACAUUUCCCUCAGCCCUGCGGCGGCAAUUCUCGCUGUCGUUCUCUUCGGCUGGGCCACCAUACUUCUCAUCCUCGGCCCGUUCAUGAUCGCCUAUUCGAUUUCUGGACGU